Messenger RNA from Symbiodinium pilosum, 1692 nucleotides. The record is from the annotation of a GenBank genome assembly. Lineage: Eukaryota; Dinophyceae; Suessiales; Symbiodiniaceae.
AUGGUUCUGAAAUUUGAAGAUCCAGAGAACUUCCUGAACCCGAUCAUCCCCGGAGGCUUUCCUGAUCCGUCGAUUUGCCGUGUCGGGGACACCUACUACAUUUGCAAUUCCUCGUUCGAGUACUUCCCAGGUCUGCCUAUCCAUGAAAGCAAAGAUCUGGUGAAUUGGAGCUGGGUGGGGUACGGGCUGCAUAGAAAAGAGCAAGCAAGCUCAGCCGUGAAUCUUGUCGAUGUGAAGUCUGAGGAUGGUAUUCAGGCUCCAUCUCUGCGUUACAAGGAUGGGACUUUCUAUAUUAUCACGACUUGUGUGUACCGUCCACCUGGAACUGACGAGGGAACCUGCACAAAUUUCAUCAUCACUGCAACGAACAUUCGCGGACCCUGGUCUGAUCCACACGUUAUCGAAGGAGCCCCUGGCAUAGAUCCGGAUAUAUUCUUCGAUGAUGAUGGCAAGGCCUGGUACGUAGGCACCGCAGCACCUGACAAGCCCAACUAUCCAGGCGAAGGAGAGAUCUACUGUCACGAACUCGAUCUGUCAGCUUUUAAGCUGGUGGGGGAUCGGCAUCACCUGUGGCGGGGAGCACUCUACGGCGGCGUCUUCGUAGAGGGGCCACACAUGUACAAGCAUGAAGGGUCCUACUAUCUGAUGGCGGCAGAAGGCGGCACCGGUGUCAAUCAUGCAGAGGUCAUUGCCAUAAGUGACAAGGUGACGGGCCCUUUCUAUCCAAAUGAUCGAAACCCAAUCUUGACUUCACGCAACCUCUCAUAUGAUAACUGGGUGCACAGCACGGGACACGGCGAUCUCUUCCAGCUGCCAGACGGACGAUGGUACAUGGUUUGUUUGGGUGUUCGAGCGGAGGAGGGAAAGGCUGGUAUGAAGCGAUCCAACAUGGGUCGAGAGACGCAUCUGCUGCCGGUUCGGUGGGAGCGGGAACCAAUGGAUUGGCAUUCCCUGGGGCCCUCCGGCGCCCGCCUGUGGCCAGUUUGUGCGCCAGACACGGGACGGGUUGAAAGGCAAACUGCGCUGCCCUUCAAGUCCAUGCAGCUGCAUGCUUGCAACACCUUCCGCGAUACUUUUGAAGGCCCAGAGCUACACCCAGAAUGGAAUUUCCGGCGUGUGCCAAAAGAUGGAAUGUACACCCUCAGUCCAGGAUGUCUACGGCUGAAUGCGCAGCCACAGGUGAUCGAAGAGCGAGUAUCCUGCAGUUUGAUGGGAAUUCGACAGCGGCAGAGCGAAUUUACUUUUCUCACCAAGAUGACGUUCAAGCCAGCCACCGAUGGUGUGGAAGCUGGCACCAGCGUGUUUCAAAAGGAUGACAACUACGUGAAUUUUGUGGUAAGAUUAGUGGAAGGAAAGCACCGGAUAUGCAUCAGUUUGAAAGAGCGUGAGAAGGAGGAGCGCAUCCUCCAUGAUGAAGAUCUCAAAGCAUAUGAGGGGACCCUCACGUUCAGAAUUGAGUCCUCCAGCCAUGCAUACCACUUCAGCUAUUCUCUAGAUGAUGGUGGGAGCUUCACCUCCUGUGCAGAGAUGGAAGCAGAUCUGCUCUUGAGCUAUGGUUACACCGGCAGCUAUUUAGGACUUUACUGCACAAGCAGAGGCAAGUCAUCCAAAGACUAUGCCGAGUAUACGUUCAUACAGCACUCAGCUGUUCUGCGCUUGCCCGCUCACCAAAGUGCUGCGGGGUCUGCCUAA